AUGGCAUCAGGCAGCCCUCAGAAUGUCAUCCGCAGGAAACUCGUCAUCAUCGGCGACGGUGCUUGCGGGAAAACCAGUUUACUGAGCGUCUUUACUUUGGGUUUCUUCCCAGCCAUACCCACCGUAUUCGAGAACUACGUUACCGACUGCCGAGUAGACGGAAAGUCGGUUCAGCUAGCGCUAUGGGAUACAGCCGGACAAGAAGACUAUGAGCGAUUACGACCACUAGCAUACUCGAAGGCGCAUGUCAUUCUAAUAGGGUUUUCUGUCGACACGCCAGAUUCUUUGGACAAUGUUAAACACAAGUGGGUCACCGAGGCCAAUGACAGAUGUCCCAAUGUUCCCAUCAUUUUGGUUGGUCUCAAGAAGGAUCUUAGGGGAGAUCCAGUUGCCAUCGAAGAAAUGCGGAAGCGAUCCCAACGAUUCGUGAUGGAGGACGAAGGCCAGAGGAUAGCAAAGGAGAUUGGCGCUCGAAAGUACCUCGAAUGUUCCAGUCUUACCGGAGAAGGUGUUGACGACGUAUUCGAGGCAGCCACGCGAGCGGCGCUGCUAACGUUCGAGAAGAAGGAAGGAAGCGGGUGCUGUGUGAUUCUAUGAGGAGCAAGGGAUAGGGGGAUCCAUUUGAAGCCUCUCCAUUCGCCAUCCUUUCUCUCGGACGAUCGUGCGCAAGGAUUUGAGAACAAGCGCGGCUGCAGCCGAGACGAGCACAGUCAGUUUUUGAUUCGCGGAUGACUGGUAUAUAUGGCUUCAAACUCGAAAGGGAACGGGAGUGGGGAUCAAAAACCACAAAGGAGACUCCCUCUUUGGCUUGGUUGAAAAGAGCAGGGACCUGCAGCCGCUUGGCUGGAGGGCUCUUCAGUCUGAACUCUCCGCAACUCGACAGACGCACAUGCUCUCUCCGAACUCGUUGAAGCCGACUUGACGGGUCCGACCUCGCCUCACACUCUCCCCACAUCAACCUUGUUGCUCAACAUGGCAUCAAAUGCCGGGACGAAGAAUGACCAUAAUGAUCCACAUGGGUUUCAUUUUCAUUCAGCCAGAUGGUUAGGCAGGAGUAAGGGACGCGGCACAU
This is a messenger RNA of Neurospora tetraspora, 1072 nucleotides long. RefSeq names its product P-loop containing nucleoside triphosphate hydrolase protein. Bases 1 to 597 code for a protein of 198 amino acids. Gene Ontology annotation, biological process: small GTPase-mediated signal transduction. Gene Ontology annotation, molecular function: GTPase activity; protein kinase binding; GTP binding. The record is from RefSeq and is a predicted model, not a curated record. Lineage: Eukaryota; Fungi; Ascomycota; Sordariomycetes; Sordariales; Sordariaceae. Gene Ontology annotation, cellular component: cytosol. The transcript is spliced from 4 exons.